CAGUCCCGUACUCACUGUGUCAGCGGCUUGAAUUAAAUGGUGCGUUACUACCGCGGGGAUCCUCUGACACGGUUGGAUUUUCCAUGAACUGUGACAGAUCGUUGAUCGAGGAACUUGUAAAGAACAAGUACAAGGCUGAAAUAUGCCAGAGGAAAAGAAAUCCGCUGGUGGUCCACCGGAAGUAACGGCAGAAAAUGGGACCGGAACGAACUCGCCCACGAAAAGUCCAGUUAGCAAAGGCAAAUUAGCCGUGGCUAAGAUCACUCUUCUCGAUGGAACUGUCAAAGACUUCCACAUCGAUAGAAAAGUGAAAGGCCAGGAUCUGCUCGAUAUGAUUUGUCAGAGCAUGAAUCUUCUGGAGAAGGAUUACUUUGGCCUUAUUUACGAAGACAGACACGACCCACGAAACUGGUUGGAUCUCGACAAGAGGAUCGCGAAAUUUAUAAAAAACGAACCAUGGAAAUUCAAUUUCGAGGUGAAAUUUUAUCCGCCGGACCCGGCCCAAUUACAAGAGGACAUCACUCGCUAUCAGCUAUGUCUUCAGAUUAGAAACGAUAUUAUCACGGGGCGAUUGCCCUGUUCGUUUGUCACUCACGCUCUGUUAGGCUCCUAUUUAGUACAAUCAGAGGUUGGAGAUUACGAUCACGACGAGCAUGGGCGUACUUAUUUGAAAGAUUUCAAGUUCGCCCCGAAUCAGACGCCGGAACUGGUUGAAAAAGUGAUGGACCUGCAUAAAACGCAUAAAGGUCAAACGCCUGCCGAGGCGGAGCUCCACUAUCUCGAGAAUGCGAAAAAGCUGGCAAUGUAUGGCGUCGAUCUUCAUCCCGCUAAAGAUUCCGAAGGUGUCGAUAUUAUGCUAGGUGUAUGCUCGUCAGGUCUGCUCGUUUAUAGGGAUCGAUUGCGAAUCAACAGGUUCGCUUGGCCGAAGAUCCUGAAGAUUUCGUACAAGAGGCAUAACUUUUAUAUAAAAAUCAGACCAGGCGAAUUCGAGCAAUUCGAAUCAACGAUCGGUUUCAAAUUGGCGAAUCACAGGGCGGCGAAAAAGUUAUGGAAGGUUUGCGUCGAACAUCAUACUUUCUUCAGGCUCAUGAGUCCAGAGCCUGUGAAGAAAGUAGGUUUGAUACCUCAUUUGGGUUCCCGCUUCCGGUACUCUGGAAGGACCCAUUAUGAGACAAAAAAGACUCCCAUCGAUAGGCAACCCCCGCAGUUUGAAAGAUCUUUGAGCGGUCGUCGUCCAACGUCUCGCAGUAUGGAUGCGUUAGGUGGACCUAAGCAAGUUGAAAGUUAUGGCUCUGAACCAAGCAAGAGGCAUACAAUGAGCUAUGAACCUGAAAUGAUUCCUGAUAUGGAGCACAUAGAUCAACGGCCUAGUCCAAUUAAAAAACAGAAGGAAAAGCUCACACGCAAAACAAGCGCUGGAACAACAUCAGCUAGCAGUACCAGUAGCCUGGAAGGAGAAUACGAUGCAGAUCGUGGCAAAAAGAAACCGGUCGGAGGAAUCGCGGUCCUACCGCCCGGUGGUCUAUCUAAGAAGAAAAAGGAUAAGCAAAACGAAAACGAAAAGGAGAAUCAUAAUGAUCUCAACAAUUCUGAACUGAUAAACGAGAGUGUUAUCCUUGACAGCAACGACGUAAAGUCGCCCAGUAAAAAAGAAUUGAAAAAGAAAGAUAAGGAAACACCAGAGAAAAGAGAUAAAGAAAAGAAAGAGAAAGUGAAGAGUCCCGUCGGUGUCUUCCUACUUGGCAAAAAGGAAAAGGAUUCGAAGCAGAAGAAGCAAAAGAAGAAUAAGGAACUGGAGGAAUCACUGGAAAAGAGCGAUACGGAAUCGAACCUGUCUACCUUGGAAAAACAAGCGAAACCAUUAACCGAAACAUCGAAUAUCGAAAAAACGAAAACCACUCCAGAGUCUCCGCAGCUCCCGAGCUACACGAAACCUUACGACUACGAAGAAACAGAAACUUCUCCGACAAAGAAACGUUUUACGCCACAUGGAUUUUCGUACGAGGAUAGGCCAGCAUCGCCAGGAGUACAGAAUCAACAGUCGCCGACCGGUGCAAGCCGUAAAGCUACAGGUUUAGCGUUCAAUUAUGCCCCGGGCGAGGAGAAAAAAGUUGCGGAAUCAGCAGAAAAGAGGAAAACCAAAGAUGCAGAUGCUAGUAAGCCACCAGCCGGAUUAAAGACCCCGGGACUGAAUUACGUGGAAUCUGCAGGCUUAAAAGAACAACAGAAAGCGGUCGUGCAACCAGAAGUUGAUAAAAACGCGUCAGCAGCUCUUAUCGCUGCUGAGCAACAACAACAACUUACUGAUUCCGAAGCUGGUACUGUUCUACCAUCAGCAACAGAACCUAAACCAGAAUAUCAUAUUUUGCCGUUGCCAGAUGGAUCGAAAGUUAUCGGAGGCGUUAUUUAUACCAAAGACGGUAAACCAUUGGAUCAACAUAAUUUAGGUCCAGAAAAUAGCAAGGUAAUAAAUGGGAAAGUCUGUACGAAAGAUGGAUAUCCGAUUAAGAAAGCAGAUUUUGGCCCCCAUGGACUUUAUGUCAAUAACGGCGUGGUUAUUGCUAAAGAUGGUAAAUCCGUGAACCAACAAACAUUAGGCGUCGAUAGAAAUUUCAUAAAGGAUGGCAUUAUAUAUGGUCGCGAUGGACAAAUAGCCGAUCAGGAUUUAUUGGGACCGGAUCACACACUAGUCAAAGAAGGUAAAAUAGUGAUGAAAAAUGGGAAAACAGUACAGCACAGCAAAUUGGGCAGCGAUGGAACGUAUGUAAAGGAUGGACUUAUAUUUUCGGCAGAUUCGAAACCACUUACACAGGGUUCGUAUGGUAUAGACGGAAAUUAUAUUGUUGGUGGGACAGUGUUCGAUAAAAGUGGUAAACCGUUAAAUCAAAGUGCAAUCAUACCCGAUAAAACUUACGUUAACGAUGGUUUAAUUUGUGGACCAUCAGGAAACACUGUUAACAGUGGUACAUUGGGUCACGAUGGCCACUAUAUAGCAGACGGAAAAGUUUAUUCGAAAGAUGGUAAACCGGUGAAGCACGAAUCUUUCAGUUCAGAUGGAUCUGUUAUAAAGGAUGGUAUAAUUUAUUCAAAGGACGGAAAGUUUUUGAGUCAAGGCUCUUUGCUUCCUUGUGGUGCUCAUUUGAAGGAUGGGAAAGUCGUUAGUAAAGACGGGAAAGCACUUAAACAUGCAUUCUACAAGCCUGAUGGAAGCUUUAUUAAAGAUGGUAUCAUACAUGGCAAAGAUGGUAGACCUUUAAGUCAGAUUCCUCUAAUAGCCGAUGGAAGCUAUAUCAAGGAAGGCAUUGUAUAUAGUGCUGAUGGUAAACCGUUAUCACAAAAUCUGUUCAAACCCGAUGAUACCGUAGUUAAAGAUGGCAUAAUUUAUGAUGCAAACGGAGCGACCUUGACGGACACUUUCCUUGGGCCGGAUGGAAUGUCGAUAAAGAAUGGAAGUUUAAUCGGAAGGGAUGGUAAACCCGUGAAGCAAGAAUCUUUCGGUUCGAAUGGAAGUUACAUAAAAAAAUACGGAAGUUAUAUCAAGGACGGUAUUGUGUAUGGUGUUGAUGGGAAACCGUUGAAUCUAUGCUCGGUUCUUUCGGAGGACAGUUACGUUGCGAAUGGAGUAAUCUUCGAUUCGAGUGGUAUGCCUCUGAACAAAGGUAUGUUUGGAUCUGAUGGUUCGUACGUUGCUGGUGGUAUGGUUCACGGGAAAGAUGGCCGAAUAAUUUCGGACGGUGUGUUUGGACCCGAUGGUAACAUUAUUAAAAACGGUCUGAUCAUUGGUAGAGAUGGAAAACCAUUAACUCAGGAUGAUAAAGGACCAACUAAGUUAGGGGUAAAAGACGGAAAAAUUGUUGAUAAUCAAGGAAAUCCCACGAAUUUAGCGUCGAUUGUUCCAGACGGCUGUUACAUUCUUGAUGGUGUAGUUUACGACAAAAACCAGUGUCCUUUGAAACAAGGGGCAUUCAAACCCGAUGGUAGUUAUAUCCGAGAAGGUCUUGUAUAUGGAUGGGGUGGUCAGAUGUUAAAUGUUGGUUCACCGCUGCCUAGCGGAUGUUACGUCGAAGAAGGUAGAAUUUACGGGAAAGACAAACAGCCUUUGAAUCACAGUUCAUUUGGUACUGACGGUGGAUACAUUGCUAACGGUUACAUUUAUGGUAAAGACAAAAAACCACUUAGUCAUGGAACAUUUGGACACGAUGGUAGUUACAUAAAAAAUGGUCUGUUGUAUGAAGGAAAUGGGAAACCAUUGUACAAAAGACAAACAGUAAUUACUGUUACAUCUGUGCGGUAUGGAUUGGUGUGUGGUAACGAUGGUAAACCAUUGAAAUAUGGUAACUUCGAUUUCAACGGCAGUGUCGUUAAAGAUGGAAGAAUUUAUGAUCAUACGGGACAACCUCUAAAUCAAGCUUCCUACAAAAACGAUGGAAGCUCCAUCAAAGAUGGCCUCAUUUGUGGAAGCAAUGGAAAACCAGCGUCUCAAGGAGUAUUACCCUCGGAAACUAUUUUCAUUAGAAAUGGAAAGAUAUACGACACAAAUGGACAUCCACUUACUCAAGAAGCGUUUGGUCCUGAAGGCUUAAAAGUAGUGCAGGGAGUCGUGGUAGAUAAGACUGGUAAACCCUUGAAGCAAGGAAACUUUGAUUCCGAAGGCAACAUUAUUAAAGAGGGUGUUGUUUGUACACCAACAGGCAAACCUCUUGAUAAAUAUUACACGGUGAUUACCGUCAGUUUAGUGCGUAAGGGUUUGCUGUGCAACCAAGAUGGGAAACCAGUUAAACAAGCUCCAUUCUCGAACGAUGGUACCUAUGUUAAGGAUGGCAAGAUUCAUGACAAAUUUGGAAAACUAUUGAAUCAGGAAAUCUUUGGGGAAGAGGGUGCGUUUGUAAAGGAUGGUAUGAUAUAUGCCAGCUCUGGACAGCCAUUGGACAGUGAUUCUAUUUUGAAGGAAGUACAAGAUACCACGAAGCUUGUCUCCUCGAAAGCCAAGAAACCUGUACCUCCAAGCACUACUCCAACUAUCGUUAAGACUACAACUAAGCAGUCAGUAGUGAAAGAUCAAGAAGGCCUGACACAAAAUAUAGAAGAGAAAAUUGAGGACCUUACACCUGGAGGCACAGGCCAAGUAAUGGUUUCUACACAGAUUAACAAGGCAGAGGCACCAGACGAUGGUAGAACUCCGUACAUGACAGCAACUGCUGUUACCACACGCACUGCUACAAUGCACGAGGACCUUGAAAAGAAUCAAAAGACCAGUCAGGUAGAAGAAAAGACUGUAGCGCAUACAACCGCAACCAGUGCGACGAGACAAGAGCAGAGAGUAGUAACGCAAGAAGUUCGAACAACGAGUCACGUUUUGUCUGGUGAACAGCUGUUCUCACGAAGGCUCAGUACAUCCAGUUCAAGCAGUGAUGAUUCAGGUACUCCAAUUGACCUUGAAGAUGAUCAGCAGGCUUUCUACAAUCAAUAUUAUCAGAAUGAUCCAGCUGGUGUUGUGGCAACCGAAACACAUGUUUAUAAAGGAGAACCAGAGAAUAAUGUAACAACAACUACCACAGUCCCACUAGUAGCAACCGAGACUAGGAAAGUAGCUGUUGAAAGCGACGAUGGUUUGUAUAGUGCAACGGGAGAAAUAGUCAGUUCGCAAACAAUAUCCAGUAAAACUCGUACCGUUGAAACAAUAACGUACAAAACUGAAAGGGACGGAGUCGUAGAAACUCGUGUAGAACAAAAAAUAACGAUACAGUCAGACGGCGAUCCAAUUGAUCAUGAUCGAGCUUUAGCAGAAGCGAUCCAAGAGGCCACUGCGAUGAAUCCAGACAUGACAGUCGAGAAAAUAGAGAUUCAACAACAAACAGCGCAGUAAUUGAUAUAAGAACAAUCUUGUAAGAAAUA
Messenger RNA from Dufourea novaeangliae, 5895 nucleotides. RefSeq lists its product as uncharacterized. Gene Ontology annotation, cellular component: cytoskeleton; plasma membrane. Gene Ontology annotation, molecular function: actin binding; structural molecule activity. The transcript is spliced from 16 exons. The coding region runs from base 143 to 5866 and encodes 1907 amino acids. The record is from RefSeq and is a predicted model, not a curated record. Lineage: Eukaryota; Metazoa; Arthropoda; Insecta; Hymenoptera; Halictidae.